GGGCCUUAACAAACAAGGAUAUCAAUGUCAGUUGUGUAGUACAGCAGUUCAUAAGAAAUGCCAUGAAAAAAUAAUUAGCCAAUGUCCUGGUUCAGCUGAAAAGACCAAAGAUACAAUUUACUUGAAGGAACGUUUCAAAAUCGAUAUUCCACAUCGUUUUAAAUCGUACAAUUUUAAAAGUCCAACAUUUUGUGAUCAUUGUGGCUCAUUACUGUAUGGUCUUUUUAAACAAGGAUUAAAAUGUGAAGUGUGUGGUGUUGUAUGCCAUCACAAAUGUAAACGAUAUAUGCCUAAUUUGUGCGGUGUUAAUCAAAAACAACUUUCUCAAGCAUUAUUUGAAAUUAAACGUGGAGCACACGGUCAAACAAGUGCGCCAGCUGGUUUUGGUGCAAUGACGUUGCCAGUAGGACCCAAUGUACCGGUAGAACCGCGUAGCAUUUCAUCAUCAUCAUCAAAUGGUUCAGCAUGCAGUGGUUAUAAAUUUCCGGAUCGUUUCAAAGCUUUUUUCCGUUAUCACAAUUACAAUUUAGAUAAUCAUAGUGAUAAUGAAGAGUAA
This is a messenger RNA of Acanthocheilonema viteae, 556 nucleotides long. The record is from the annotation of a GenBank genome assembly. NCBI's taxonomy places the organism in Eukaryota, Metazoa, Nematoda, Chromadorea, Rhabditida, Onchocercidae.